This is a messenger RNA of Laetiporus sulphureus 93-53, 273 nucleotides long. RefSeq lists its product as uncharacterized. The transcript is spliced from 2 exons. NCBI's taxonomy places the organism in Eukaryota, Fungi, Basidiomycota, Agaricomycetes, Polyporales, Laetiporaceae. Bases 1 to 273 code for a protein of 90 amino acids. The record is from RefSeq and is a predicted model, not a curated record.
AUGGCGGCCACAACCGACGUGAAAAUGCCCAUCCUUCCAAAGAGCCAACAGCAUGGCAAAGCCAAUUGGUUCGACUGGAAGGGAAAGAUCAUCACCAUCACUCCUCCACCAGGUGCAGACCCAGGCAACGUCGCACUUGCCAGGGCAGAGCAGCAGUUGUGGGACAAGCAUGAUGAGUUUGCGAAGGCUAUUACCACCUUGAACAUCAUCGACUUCAUCGGACCAGAGUCGAGGAUGAGGGGAAAACAGCUCACAAAGUAUGGACUGCCUUAG